AGUAGAAGUUCGAAAUUGUUGCCGGGAAUUUUGUGCGUUGAUAUUACCACGCUGCCGUCCCGCAGCUCGUCAAGCGGAAGAUGCACUUCUCGAACAAAGAACAACGACUUCCGCUGCGGCAGUAGUUUCGUCGGCCGCAGCUCCCCCGCGGCUAGCCCGUGAGCAACCUAGCGUGUCAACUGGGGUUCGGGGCCAAUCCGGCGGAAGGCGAAGGGCAAGGGGAAGCCGGGAACGAGCGUCGGAAACGUCUCCUGUUCGACGCGACAGAAGCAGUUCGGCAACUACAUCUUCGCAUGUUGACUAUGCUCAUAUUAAACGGUCUGCAUCCCCAGCCCCAGCAUCCCGGGCACCAAAGCUGCAAACCAAGCUAAUGGAGGUGGAGCAACUCGCUGCUGACCUCGAGCGACGCACGCAGCAACUCGCGACCGAAACGGGCGUCUCGGAGGCAGAUAUGGUUGCGAAGAUCAUCCCGUCCGGACUAACGUACGAGGAAGAUGAGCUCAAGGUACUGCAAGAGGUUGAAGAAGAAGCGAGAAGGACUCCUGAAGAUGCUACUGAACAGGAUCAGAAACUCCCGGACUGGUUUUUCCAAGAUCCACGUUUUGACGCAAUGAAACAGGCGUGCACGAUAAACAGCAAGAAGGACUUCAAGAUCGCUGAUUUGUUGGGCGACUCUGAGUCUGAUGUCGUCUUCUCGCAGACUGCAGAAAAAGUACAUCGUCGUUCUGAGAAAGACUGGACCGCGAACGAGGAUGAUACGAUGAUGAGCCUCCCCUUAUUCAAAAAACUGUGGCCGGUGGUACUGAAAGCUUUGCGCAACGCCGCCCAGUUUUUAAGCGAAAACAAAACGCGCUGGGGAUGGGAAAGUGCUCGCUACAAUGCGGCUGAUCGGACGGAAGAAGAAGGUUUUGAGCCACGUAUGGAGUUCUCGCUGCGACUACUAAAGAAUAUAAAUUCCGAGAUCGAAUGGCAUAUCGACGGCCCUAGCGAUUUUGUGUCGGCCAGGAUUUCUAUUCCAUUGUUCGGCGCACCUACGAAAGCUGUGAUGAGCAGCAUAGCCCCGGCAUGUAGAAAUCAUGAUUACAUCAAAGAGCGCGAGAAACUUUGGGCGGACCGUAUCAUAGCUCCUGAAUCACCUCUCGAGGCCCUGGUAUUUCACGCGGUCCGGAUAAUAUGCAAGUGGACAAUACCUUGACCGCUGUUCUUGUUUUCCUUUUCUCUGAUAUUUUGCCAAAUCCUAUCUGUCAGUGUUUGCGGACCGACAAGUAGCUUAUAAUGGCUCAAACAGUUGUAAGAGAGUCAGUCUGAGCUGCUGUGCGAGGAGUCGUUCUUUUUGUGGUAGAGCCUGCAGAAGUUUUGAAACUGGAGUGUCUGCUGCUGUAUAUGCCUUGCGAAUCAGGGGGACGGCCAGCAGUUGUCCACUUGCAUAUAAGGGCGAGAGUAGAAACGGGAGCGGCACUUGGCACCGGGGGCCGACGAUGGAGG
This is a messenger RNA of Amoebophrya sp. A120, 1485 nucleotides long. The record is from the annotation of a GenBank genome assembly. Lineage: Eukaryota; Dinophyceae; Syndiniales; Amoebophryaceae.